UCGGAGCGCUUAUGGGGGCACCGGAAUCCGGCACAGCGUGCGGGUCCGGGGCGGUGGCGGCACCUGGUGAGUCCUGCCCGGUCUCCGGUGGGCGGAGCGGGCCUGCCUUCCUCUGGAAUAUACAUCUAUUCUCCGCUACCUUCGCCCACCGUCAGGGGAGUUUGGCUGCGUGGAGCCGCCUUUCUUUCCCGGCGCAGCAGGACCGGGAACUACGGAGUCAAAUCCAAGGCGAGCCGCCCACCUUCUCCUGAGGGGAAGUGAGGUGAGGGCAUUGACAAAACAAGUAUGUUUCCUCUCAUACAACGAUGCUGCUUCAACACACCUUUGAAACUGCAGAAGUUAACUGGUCCCAGUCUGCUGCUCUAUGGGAAGAAUGAGACAACUUGGUCUUCCUUGGCCUCCUGUCUGCGGAGAGAUGCGCAUCCUCUGUCAACAGCUCUGAGCCUCAAACCAGCAUCAGUUUACACAACCAAGCUCCAGACUUUUCACACCUCUCUCCCUGCCUUCAAGAAGAAAACCCCCGCAGAACCUGAGGCAGAAUCUCAAAAAAGCCUGGAAUCACUGAAGGAUUCUCCCAAGCCAGCGCUGUACUUAAGCCUGGGGGGGCUGAUCCCGUUUGUGGCCGUGCCGCUGGCCAUGGCCGUGCAGGGCGCUUUCCACCCCGAGCUGGCCUCUGCUCAGGUUGCCUAUGGUGCUGUAACAGCGUCGUUCCUGGGGGGAAUGAGGUGGGGGUUUGCCCUCCCGGAGAACAGCCCCGCCAAGCCCGACUGGCUGAACCUGGCUAACGGCACCGUUCCUGCCCUGCUCGCCUGCCAAGCCUUGCUGUUCAAGGAUGUCACGCAGGGAGCAGUAAUGGUCAUGCUGGCCUUAGGGAUAGCGCUGCAUUAUGACAUUUCCCUUCUUCCUACUUACCCCAGGUGGUUUAAGGUACUGAGGGUAGUGGGAACAAUGGUGAUGGUAUUAUCCCUGUUGGCUACUGUAGCACUGAAAGCUUUCUUAGAAGGGGAGCAAAGUGAUGACAGAAAAAUACGGCAGAGCACAAAUUAAUAAAUCAAUAAGGAAAAGCUAUUAUCUGCAAUAAGGUAUUUGUAUGGAGUUCCAGGAGAAAUAAAGACUGAUUUGUGCUUAGAACUUGUAUGAUGGCAGGGAUCAAGAUGCUUAUUCUUGAAGCAAAAUGAUUUUCCAAUUGAUUUUGAAGCUACUUCAGGAGGGAAGGAUUGUAAAUAGCAAUCACUUCCAAGGCAAGCAUGAGUCUGUCCUUAUCUGCAGAACGAAGAAUCACUCCUGAAUGAGAUGUUGCUGCUCUAGGAAUUUAGAAUGGAGAUUAAAAAUGACAUGGGUAUGAAUUGCACUGUGCUGAACAAUUAAAGCUUCUGGUUUGACUGUGAUACGUGAUCACAUUCUGAGGUGGGGAAACAACACUAACAAGAUGAAAGCAGUUCUAGUUUGGUGUUUAAAGAAGUAGCAGAGAAUCAUGCAAAAGCACAUUCUACUCAGUUCCUGUGUUGUGGAACAAGACUCUUAUUUCACUCCUCUUUUCAGAGAAGGUGCUCAAAAUCACCGAAUGGUUUGGGUUGGAAGGGGCCUUAAAGAUCAUCUCGUUCCAAUCCUCUGCUCUAUACAGGGACACCUUCCACUAGAUCAGGUUGCUCAAAGCUCCAUCCAGCCUGGACACUUCCAGGGAUGCUGUGUGAGGAAAUGCUCAGUGUGGUGUCAGGUAAGAAAGGACAGGUGACGUUUGUUUGCAGUGGCAAGGCAAGGUCAGCACUCACCUGAAAUGUGUCAUUCAGCUGCGGUGCUGCAGUGGGGAAAAGCUGAAGGGGGAGCUUUGUAUCACUGACAAGGUGCCACAGGAGAUGGAAGAUCAAAUUCCUGCUCAGGCUCACUGAAAUUAUAAAGGCUAUUUGGGCCUGUUCUAGGUUUUGUUUGGAUUUAGGGCUGCCUGGUAAAGGAAGCUGCAUGCAACACAGACAUAAAGAUCUGCCAUACUGCUAAAUUAAAGGACUCGUAACUUAUGCUAUGACACAAGGGCUCAAGUGCUGGCACUAAGGGAUCAGGUAAUGGGACUGAAAGUACCUUUUGUCUUCUCCCUCCUAAGAAUCCAUAUAUUUGGACAGGUACCAAUGGACUUGUAGUCUGCAAACCCUCCAUGAUGAGUCUAUUACUGAAACUACUGCAGAAGCAAAUGCUCUCUUUACUUAAUUCUUCCUAGCACAUCAUUUAGUGGAAGAUACAACCUAAGUCACGUGGAUUUUCUUUUUUGUGUCAGCUACCUCAAGAAACCUAUGAAACGGGACGCGGGCAUAUUUUCUGUAAGCUUUUUAUCAGUAUUUAAGUACAUUUUAAGAUGCAGGAAGAAAGCUGAAAAUGACAUCCACACUUGAUCUUAGGACCAGAUAACCGUCAUAGUUCUGAUAAAGCACUAUUCUUCACUGUUGUACACCAAAUAAAGCACAUACUGCCCCUUAAAAUUUGUUACCUGUUCAUUCUGCAAAGAACAGAUGUUUAAGAAACCUGCCUAUCCUGGAGAUGGAAUCAUCUUGUCUGAUGCUGCUGAAACAGCAGCUCUGUACAUCGGCCUCUACCUUUAGCAAUCCGUUAACAUUUGUAUGUUAAACAACAUAUUAAGCAUUUAUGGAUAUCAAUUGCUCUCUGCUGAACUAUGAAAGUACCCUAUUAAACAACGUAUUUCAGAGCUUUCUGAACCAAAAGGAAAUAAAAUUGAGUUUUUGAAUGAAAA
Messenger RNA from Prinia subflava (tawny-flanked prinia), 2740 nucleotides. RefSeq names its product transmembrane protein 69 (gene TMEM69). NCBI's taxonomy places the organism in Eukaryota, Metazoa, Chordata, Aves, Passeriformes, Cisticolidae. Bases 286 to 1047 code for a protein of 253 amino acids. The record is from RefSeq and is a predicted model, not a curated record. The transcript is spliced from 3 exons.